Molecule: messenger RNA, 5912 nt
Organism: Odontomachus brunneus
Lineage: Eukaryota; Metazoa; Arthropoda; Insecta; Hymenoptera; Formicidae
Exons: 12
Coding region: 2747-5365 (872 amino acids)
Source: RefSeq, a predicted model, not a curated record
CAAAAGUUUCGUAACAACACACAUUUACGUAAGUUCUGUGUGUACAAGAAAUACGAAAAGCAUAGAUGUGUUAGAUUGUCUCUACGUUAUCGACGAUUUUUGGAAUUCGUCAUUUGUUUCAGCAUCCCCUUAACUUUUAGGAAUUCGUCAAAAACUUGUUCCUUCAUUAGAUCAUUGGCUGACAUUCCAACACUGCAGAAUAAAGUAACACUGAAGUAUAUUAAAACAACACGUUAAUGCAUCCCCACUUUUAUACCACACCAUACUGGCAGAAACGAUAUUUAUCUAACUUCUUUUCGACAUUAACAUCUGAAGUUCGAUUCAGGGCAUAUGUGUAUUACAUAUGUGUAUUAAUUCAAACUACCAGCAUAGUGCAUUAAAAGCUCGGACUAUUAACGUAUUGUUUUAACACACUUCAUUUCGUAGUGACACUGCAAAAAAAAAGUAGUGUAUGGAAAAAGUGAGUGUGUGUGAGUUUCGAAACCAUUUUGAAACUCAGUGUACAUGCACACAUAUACGUAACAUGCACAUACGGCAAACACACAUAUACACACACAUACGACAUGAAUAUAUUGUGAUCGCGCGUGCACUUCGUAGACAGGUGCAUGCGGCUACGAAGGAAACUUUUAUUAUUGCGUACACCGUGUAUUCAUGCGCUGACGAAGGACAAAUUAUUAUUACGAUUAAUGGACUAUCGAACACCGGAAGAAAUACCGUUCGCCGAUCGAUGCUACCGAAAUUCCGCCGCUUGAUCUUCACGGAAUUCGGCGCAUUUGAGCAAUCCUUUUGUACCUUCAAUCGUAUAUCGAUUCGCGGUUUUUUGGCAUUGUCAAUAAAAAUUCGCGCGAUUGCCAUUACACCGUUGCUACCUUUCGAGAGUCCUCACUUCUGCGGACUUUUGUAUCUCUCGGUCGGCCGUCAACGAACGUUCUCGGACAAGUGCAAUUGCCGGAUUAAUUAAGGCUGAAUCGAAGAGACCAAGCUGAUGGCUCGUCUUCUCAUUUCAGGAGACGUCCAAUUACUUCCAGUGUCAAUUUCCUCAUUUUGUCUCGUGGUCAGACGAUUCGUCCAGUCCUGCAUCAAGAUUUGCGAUUAAAGGGCAAACAAACGAUUAGCGAGCGGUCCCUUCGUCGCAAAGCGCAGAGAUUUUUCUCGACAGAAAAGAGAGAGAGCGAGCGAGAGAGAGAGAGAGAGAGUGUGUGUGUGUGUGUGUGUGUGUGUGUGUAUGUAUGUGAGACGAGCAGCGUGAUCUUCGUCUCUUCGAUCAUUACCGCGAGAUCGAUUUUACUGAAAAUAACGAAUCAUCGUGCCGUAUUAUGUAUAGAGGUUUUAAGGAGAAGCCAAGUUACAGCAAGCACACUUCUACAAUUCAAUUGUACACUUCCUGUUCACUCAUUUGUCGUUUGUAGAUAGUUUUCGGGCAACUUCUGGAAGAAAAAAUGAAUUACUAUUCUAGCAAAUUAACGAGAAAUAUCAUUACAAUAGUUUUCCGUAUUGAUGAAUGUAUGUAUAUGUACACAUAUACAUAUGUAUAUAAAUUGUAAACUUAUUACGUUUAUGUUUCAUAAACGAAGAAACGAAUCGAAAAGAUUUGGGAGAUUAUUAAGCCAAUCAUUAGUUUUCAAGAUUAACCAUCGACAAUUUUACGAAAAACAACGUUCUUUUGAUAUUUCUCGCAGAGAGCGCUGUCGUGUUUGGAAAAAAAUUGCAAAAGAGUUUCGUUUGAGCGAAUAAAAAUAAGUGAAGAAGGAGUGUAAACGAAAGAAAUGUCCGCGGGUGUUCGGCAUUCAUGUAACUUUGAUUUUUGCGCUCGAUCGAGAUUUCGAAUCGAUUGGAAUCGAGAGAGAGACGCGAUUGCCCUUCGGGUGCGUGAAGCCGAUGGUGUAACAAAUGUUUACUCGCUUCUUUGCGCAACGGUCAUCCUCAUAUUGUACCGUUAAUUUGCUACAACUACCAUGUAAAAUCAUUUAUAUUUGCAUAUGAUUAAUAUGUUUUAAUUAUAAGAUAUUGGCUUUUUUGUCCCUUGGAGAAUCACCUCAUCCAUCACACAGAUUCCCGUCUAUUUCCAAAUCACGCCAAGCUCGAGUGAAGAAAGACGAAAUGACAUACUGUACGUGGUGAUGGCGCACGUAUGUAACAAUUUCAUGAGGAUACGGUGUUUCAGCAAUUGUCAAAGAAGGAAUACAUGAGUUACGUACAUUACAGAUACAGCCGGUAGUAGGACAAUGCCGUCCUUGCGACUCAUUGGUGUAUAAGUACCGGGGAGUUCCUCGACGGGAUCGAAUACAUUUUCUCGAAAUUUCGUAUUAACAUUCUCCAUUAUAGUAAAAACAAUUUUCAAACAAGUUGGCUACUAUUUAAGGACCAGCAAGAUUGUGGAGACCUCUCGCGGAGACACCUGAACUGCAAAUCAGGAUGUACAGGAUUUCAUAUGUGGCCUUCUUAUCCUGAGUCGCUAGUCAACUUGACCCGGAAUAAGAUGAUCACGCAGCAGCAUGUUCGUAUUUCGGUUAUUACAGAAGAAGCAGGCUCAUUGCAAGCGUUUAAAAUAUCAAAAAAGAUCCACGGAUCGUCCGAGGAGCGUGCGAAAGAUUUCGCGCGUAUUCGAUAUCGUCGAGAACGGGAGCAUCGCGUCGACUGGCAGAGUCGUGCAUCCGUCACCUGACGUCAGCUAGUGACCAGGUGGAAGUCGCGGCAGAAAGAUACUAGCGCUAGAUACAGAGAGGAAAACUAGCGCCCUUAACGCAUGUCAUCGCUCCACCACGGGUGCAAAUCGCGCAAGCGUCUCGACGGCGUUACACGUGCGCCAGGACGUUCCAAGACGACGACGUCUUGGUCUCAUUGUCCGUGUGCAGUGAUAAAUGCACCGCUGUCGCGGAUGACAUCCCGCGUCUUCUUCAAAAUGACGGUCACCUGGAUCGCUUUGUUAGCCUUUGGUGUCGUCUGCCACGGUCUCCCCGUGUCUGAUGAGAGUCCCGUUGACAAGAGCACGAUCGCAAAUGACAAUGCCGCAAAUGUCGCGGAAGAGACCACCGUUCCUGAAACGAAGGGCCAUUCCAUGGACGAUGUAAUGCCAGGGACGAAGCCGCCGCCGACCUCUGUGGUAUUCAUCGACGUCCCGGAGCACACGGAAACGGAACUCGGCUCGUCUGUUCUGUUGGCAUGCCGGACUGCUAAUCCUGUGGCCGAGUGCCAAUGGUCCUGGCAGCCAUUGCCACCGGUUCACUUGCCGCUUCCGGACGUUAGUGAAAGCCCACCGGUUUCUACGACCACGGAGAUCUCGUCGAUCUCAACUACGGCGACUCCCACGACUCAUCCGUUGCCAGUACGACAGUUUCCAGCAUUCGGGAAUAACAGCAACGAUUGUUCCGUGAGAUUCUCUAGCACCAAGCACGAGCAAACGGGAUACUGGACCUGCGCGGCGAGAGUCUCCACGAAAGAUCCUUUCACCAGCACAGAACCAGCCAAGCUCGGCAUUGUCAAUGCUAAUCACGGCAUCCUCAUCACGUUCGUGAAGCAUGAAAAUAUCAUCGAGGUGCCGGCAGGAUCCUCGGCGCAGAUAAUGUGCCAGACGAAGUCACCGGUUCGGGAAUGUCAGUGGUCUUGGCGACAACUGAACCAGUCGCAGCCCUGGAACCUCGACGUGAAAUCGUUUCCAGCCUUCGGUAACGAUAGCACGGAAUGCAGUAUCAAGUUCAAAAACGUCUUGCCUGAGCAAGAAGGCUACUGGACUUGCGGAGCGCGAAUCGACCCGAAUUCCUCCUUCACCCAAUCAAUUCCCGUUCGAUUCCUCAUAUCGGAAGUCGAGUUCGUACAGCUGUCACGCGGCGUGCAGGUUGCUGCCGGCGAGUCGGUCUUUCUGAGGUGCCUGGCGAACAAGCCGGUGGUACAGUGCGAAUGGUCGUGGAGGGCGUCAAAUUCAAGUAAAGAACCGUUAUUGAUAAAGAAGUUCGGGCCGAACAAGGACGCCGAGCACGAUUGUUCUGUGCGAUUCAAGAAUAUACUAUACGAGGAGGAAGGAUUAUGGACUUGUGGAGUUCGUUUGACGCCCGAUGGAAUCCUGCACACGGCUCCUGCGGCCACUGUCAGCCUUUUGCCCACUGCUAAAGUGAGUUUCGUCCAAGUGCCAACGGACACGGCGGUGCUGGUAGGCACAGAAGCUACGCUGAAAUGCAUCACUAGUAGUCGCGUGGAAAAAUGCACCUGGACCUGGAGACCACUCCACAGCAGCGAUCCUGAGAUCGUCGUUGAAGAAUUCCCAAGUAACGGCGACCUUGGUCGCGACUGCUCGCUGCAUCUUCCGCAUGUGUAUACGGAAAAGCAAGGUCAUUGGGGCUGUCAAGUAUCGAUCGCUUCGCUCAACACUGUCCUGACAUCGCCACCUGUCAAACUCACUGUUUUCGAGCAAGACGAAGUCAAGUUCUCAGAGUUGUCGCAAGACAUCCAGAUUUCGUCCGGCGGCAGCGUCCUGCUGCGUUGCGUAACCUCCUCGGCGGUGGAGCAGUGCCGUUGGUCUCUCACCCCGGUGAACUCCAACACCACGGUGGUGGUGAAGCAGUUCCCAGCGGCUGGAAACGAGGCGCGAGACUGCAGCGUCCGUCUCAGCCACGCUCUCGCUGAACAGGAAGGGCUCUGGACCUGCGGCGCCAGGAUACGCGGUCGGCAGAACUACACGGAUGCGCCGCCUGCGAAACUAAGCCUCCUCGAGCCAGAGCCGGUCACUGUCGCGGUAUGGGCCGCGCCUCAUCAGAUGGUCACUCUCGCAUGUAGAGUAGGGUCCAUAUCGUCAGAGGCCAAGUGCCAUUGGAUACACGCUCCGAAAGUUCACAUACAUCAAAAUUCCAGCAAGCUCGCUAAAAGGACGAGGCACAACGUGCAAAUGGAUUACACUACUGGUAUAUGUAAACUGGUCUUCAAACCGGAUCAUUCCGAUCUAGGACAAUGGACUUGCAGAUUCACUCUCGCUAACGAGAACGCCGAAAUAGAGAUAGGAAGCGCGACGCUCGUUCUGCUGAAUACUUUGGCAGAUGAAAAACUAGGGUGGAUCGUGGGUGCUCUAACAGCUAUGAUCCUGUUCCUGAUGAUAAUAGUCGUGGUGCUGGUAGUAUGCAAGGCGCGUAUCUUUAUCCGUAAGACACCGGAGAUCCUGGAAACCUUACCUUCUGGUGAGAGGAAACGGGGCGCAAGAUGCUACGACAACAGAUACGCCGAGAGUUCGGAGAAGAUCAAUUUUCAAUUUUCGACCGCAGAAAGUAGUCAUGGGUCGAGUAUCGACAACGUUCUGCCGAAUCGGAGCCCGCGCGCCUAUAAUCGUGCAGAGAAAACUCACAGGACGUCCAAAAUAUACGAAAAUAUUGGAUUGUAAUGUUAUUUCUGCUGAUAUGAGACAUUAUGCCUGUAUCAGAGAAAACGAAAUAAAUAUUUUAAUACUUUUGUAUAUAGAAUAAGAUGAAACUGUUUGUAAAAAGAGAAAAAAGCAUGUAAAAAUUGCAGUUUGCACUUUGCAAACUUAUUGAUGCACCUGUGUACAAAAAUUAAGAUUACUGAUAGAUUUGUCAUUUUACGUACAAAAAUAUUUAGAUGAGACUGUUGAAAAGAGAGUUUUUGAAAUAUUUCAUAUCUUGUGUACUGGAAAAGAUCUGGAUAAAAUAUAAAAUAUUUUGGACACAUUUUUCGCACGCGAUAAUGAGAAUGAGGGAUCGAGUUCCAGCGAGUAGUGGACAGCUGAAUUCGUCGCCCUUAAUAACGAGUAAACGAAAAAAAGGAAGGGAGUUGCAAAUCAGCCUUCGAGCCAGGUUGAAGUGUAACGUGUCGGUCCGCAAGAUUUUUAGAAAUUAUAUUUAUUAGCACAAGAGUCUGUAAAUAGCUUGAUUAAACGCCUAGUUAUUUUUAUAAAAAUAUGUUCUUUAUUU